AUGACAGAGCCACCUGGCCCACCAGAGUCUAUCACAGCUGCUGACAGCACAGCCAACUCCGUCACACUCAAGUGGAAACCACCGAAGACAGAUGGAGGACUGCCCAUCAAGGAAUACAUUGUGGAACGUCGGGACAAGAAGUAUGGAUCAUGGAUCAAGCAGGAUGUCACUCGUGGCUCAGUCCUCACCCUCGAGGUCACCAGGCUGACCGAGGGCACACCAUACUUCUUCCGUGUCUUUGCUGAGAAUGAGGAGGGUAUAGGAGCUCCUUGUGAGAUGACUGAACCAGUCAUACCAAUGCGAGAGCCAAAGCCCCCUGGUGUUCCAAUUGGACCAAUCAAAUUCCGUGACAUCGGAGAAGACUUUGUGACACUGGAUUGGCAUCCACCCAAAGAUCCUGGUGGCAUCCCCAUCAUUGGCUACAAGGUGGACGUAACUCGGGACCUCGAUACCUGGACCGAGGUGGCUACAACAGACUGUGGCAUCACUUCAGUCAAAGCUAAGGAGCUGGUACCAAACAAGAAGCACUACUUCAGGGUGUUUGCCAUCAACCGUAUUGGCAACAGCAAACCCCUGGAGUCAGAACCUGUAGUGCCUCACAGGCCCCCAGGUGCACCAGGCAAGCCAGUCGGUCCAAUUGAAGCUAUGGAUAUUGAAAGAGAGGCAGUGACCUUGACCUGGAAUCCACCAGAGGAUGAUGGUGGUAGUGAGAUCACACACUACCUGCUGGAGAAGCGGGAUGUGAUGAGAGCUCAUUGGUCGCACGCUGAGAAGACAUCUAGCCCCACAUGCAAGGCCAAGGUGAAGAAUCUGACAGAAGGAACCGAGUUCUACUUCCGUGUCAUGGCUGUCAACAAGAUGGCAGCUGGCAUUCCUCUUGAGAGCAGACCCAUCUUAGUCAAGAGUCCAUUUGAUGUACCAUCUCCACCUGUUGGUCCUCUGGCCAUUUCCAACGUCACUGACUCAACUGCUGACCUUGAAUGGAAACCAUCAGAAGAUGAUGGCGGAUCACCAAUCCUCCAUUACGCAUCGAAAUCCGUGAAUCAAGACGUAGUAUAUGGGGACGUGCAGGUGCAGUAGAUGCCAAAACGUUCACCUUCACCGCCAAGAACCUGGUGGUCAACAAUGAGUACUUCUUCCGUGUCCGAGCGGUCAAUGCUGAAGGAGAGAGUCUGCCUCUAGAGGGUAUUGACUCAGUCACUCCAAGCAAGAAGAAAGAUGUACCAGAAGCUCCAGCAUACAUCUACCCCGGCCGUGUCUCUGACUCCUCAGUCACUAUUGACUGGAAGGCUCCUCUCAAAGAUGGUGGUUCCCGCAUCAAGCAGUACCACGUG
Haliotis rubra (blacklip abalone) is the source of this 1334-nucleotide messenger RNA. RefSeq names its product titin-like. Gene Ontology annotation, molecular function: protein binding. The record is from RefSeq and is a predicted model, not a curated record. The transcript has 5 exons. NCBI's taxonomy places the organism in Eukaryota, Metazoa, Mollusca, Gastropoda, Lepetellida, Haliotidae. Bases 1 to 1080 code for a protein of 359 amino acids.